AUGCCACGGAGAGGGCUCGAGAGCACUCCCGUGGACCCCAUCAGAGGCGAUUGCGACGGAUUUCCGGAGGUCAAUACCGGCGCCACCGACCGUGAAAUGCCCAUCAGUAUCAAGCCUGAGCUGUCCCAAACCGUCCUUAUCUUGGGUAGCCUCUGGCUCGUCACUGCACUCGGCUCCUCUGCAGCGAUCUCGCGCUCUCGCCACGACAGCACGCCGACGGCAAGCUUUGACGGCCGUCUGGUGGAUCUGCUGUGGCCACAGCCGCCCCUCACAUUCAGCUCGCAUCAGAACUCGACACUGGGCCCUCUCAUCCCGGUCGUGGCGGCGCCACGCGUCGCGCCGCCGGCCGAUCCCAGCCUCUCGGCGGUCGAGUCGAGCUUGGAUGCCCCCUCGGACACGACGCUAGGCCCAAACUUGCCUGUGCCGUGA
Emiliania huxleyi CCMP1516 is the source of this 429-nucleotide messenger RNA. RefSeq lists its product as hypothetical. The record is from RefSeq and is a predicted model, not a curated record. Bases 1 to 429 code for a protein of 142 amino acids. Lineage: Eukaryota; Haptophyta; Isochrysidales; Noelaerhabdaceae. The transcript is spliced from 5 exons.